Mus pahari (shrew mouse) is the source of this 2011-nucleotide messenger RNA. RefSeq names its product small RNA binding exonuclease protection factor La (gene Ssb). Gene Ontology annotation, biological process: positive regulation of translation; RNA processing. Gene Ontology annotation, cellular component: cytoplasmic stress granule; nucleus; cytosol. The transcript is spliced from 12 exons. Gene Ontology annotation, molecular function: RNA binding. Lineage: Eukaryota; Metazoa; Chordata; Mammalia; Rodentia; Muridae. The coding region runs from base 142 to 1386 and encodes 414 amino acids. The record is from RefSeq and is a predicted model, not a curated record.
CCGGGAAAGCCCCCAUCUUUAAGCGCGUUUGGCUGGCCCGCCGGCGCUCGGAAGUCCAGGCGCUUCUGUCGUUGUUCUUGAAGCUGUGGUGACCGUGGGAUCCGAAUCUUUGAGUUGUGAGAAACUUUACAGAUAGCCACGAUGGCUGAAAAUGGAGAUAAUGAAAAACUGGCUGCUCUGGAGGCCAAAAUCUGUCAUCAGAUUGAGUAUUAUUUUGGAGACUUCAAUUUGCCACGAGACAAGUUUUUAAAAGAACAGAUCAAAUUGGAUGAAGGUUGGGUACCUUUGGAAACAAUGAUAAAGUUCAACAGGUUAAACCGGCUGACAACAGACUUUAAUGUAAUUGUGCAAGCACUGAGCAAAUCUAAGGCAAAACUCAUGGAAGUGAGUGCAGACAAAACUAAAAUUAGAAGAUCACCAAGCAGACCACUCCCUGAAGUGACGGAUGAGUAUAAGAAUGAUGUAAAAAACAGAUCUGUUUAUAUUAAAGGUUUCCCAACUGAUGCCACCCUUGAUGAUAUAAAAGAAUGGCUCGAUGAUAAAGGCCAAAUACUGAAUAUUCAGAUGAGAAGAACAUUACACAAAACAUUUAAGGGGUCAAUAUUUGCUGUGUUUGAUAGUAUUCAGUCUGCAAAGAAGUUUGUGGAGAUCCCUGGCCAGAAGUACAAAGACACUAAUCUGCUAAUACUCUUUAAGGAAGAUUACUUUGCAAAAAAAAAUGAAGAAAGAAAGCAGAGCAAAGUGGAAGCUAAAUUAAAAGCUAAACAAGAGCAUGAAGGAAGACACAAGCCAGGAAGUACUGAAACAAGAGCUCUAGAAGGAAAGAUGGGAUGCUUACUGAAGUUUUCAGGUGACUUGGAUGACCAGACCUGUAGAGAAGAUUUACACUUCCUUUUCUCAAAUCAUGGUGAAAUAAAAUGGGUCGACUUUGCCAGAGGAGCAAAAGAGGGAAUAAUUCUUUUCAAAGAAAAGGCUAAGGAAGCACUUGAGAAAGCCAGAAAUGCAAAUAAUGGUAACCUACUGUUAAGGAACAAAAAGGUGACUUGGAAAGUACUAGAAGGACAUGCAGAAAAAGAAGCAUUGAAAAAAAUCACAGAUGAUCAGCAAGAAUCCCUCAACAAAUGGAAGUCAAAGGGAGGUCAUGCAGGUGGAAGAUUUAAAGGAAGUCAUGUUUUUACAGCAGCCCGCAGAUUUAAAGGAAAAGGGAAGGGUAAUAGGCCUGGUUAUGGGCCACCCAAAGGAAGAGGACAGUUUCAUGGAAGGAGGACAAGAUUUGAUGAUGAUGAUCGUCGUCGUGGACCAAUGAAAAGAGGGAGAGAUGGAAGAGACAGAGAAGAACCCGCAUCAAAGCAUAAGAAAAGAGAGAAUGGUGCUAGAGACAAGUAGUUUAUUUAGUAAGCAGUGUUGGUUUUUAUUCCUUAGUUAGAUUUUAAGCUGCUUUUUGUCCUCAGAAGCUUUUAAAAAGAAAAGCGAAUUAGGUCCACUUCGAUGUCCACCUGUAUAAAAGAAAAAAAUUUUUGUUUUACUUGUCUUCUUUUUGUUGUUAUCCAAAUGAAAGUUUUUUAAAAUGUAUAGUUCUGUUUGUGUUUGGAUGAUUAAAAUAUGAGAAGGAAGAUUCUUCCUCUUAAUUGCCUUUGUAAUAUGAGAAUGUAUUAGUACAGACUUGUAAAAUAUAUACUGUAUAAAAAUAGCCAAUAGUUCUUUCUUCCUUUUAUUUCUCUUAAACGUUUCACAAAGAACUUCAACUAAAAUAUUGACUCCUGUGAGAAUAAGCCCUUCCCACAGCUAAUUUGUCUGAUCUCUCAGGCUGGCUUUCUAGUUACCCAUUUACCUUGGUAAAAGUGGAAAUGAACAUUACAAAAGCUUUUGAAUACUGGAUGUAAAUAGACCACAAUUGGAAAACUUACAGAUUUCUUUUUAUGAAAGUUGUAUAAUGCUGGUAGAUCAUAUCGAAGCUCUGUAAAACAAGCCAAACAUUCACAUUUAAGAUAUUAAAUACUGGUAUGCAUAA